Humulus lupulus (European hop) is the source of this 492-nucleotide messenger RNA. RefSeq lists its product as uncharacterized. The record is from RefSeq and is a predicted model, not a curated record. NCBI's taxonomy places the organism in Eukaryota, Viridiplantae, Streptophyta, Magnoliopsida, Rosales, Cannabaceae. The transcript has a single exon. Bases 1 to 492 code for a protein of 163 amino acids.
AUGUCCCAACCUGACGAGUCGCAGAACGAUGAAGGUGGGGAAGAGUAUGAGGAAGAUUACUAUGAGGAAGAGGAGGGAAAUGAGGGGGAAUAUCACGAUCUCAAAGCUGAGGAUCCCGCGAUCCCAGAAGAAGUAGACCCCAACCAAGAGGACCCGGAGGUGACCAAAUUGAGACAGCAAGUCCUGGACCAAGAGGCCAGGAUUGCCGAACAAAAGGAAGCUACCCAACGGAUGCAAGAGUCCCUCCAAGCCCUGCAAGCUUUCAUAGCCACCCAAGGCUUGGUAGCUAAUCCUCCAAUUGUUCCACCUCCAGGAACACAACCGCCCACUCCGCAGGCUAGAAAUGCUGCGCCCGGAGAUGCGAGGCCGAUUCCUACCCCGGGACAAGCUCCCGCACAGGGCCCGGUUAACCCGUCCCAAGAGAAAGGGAAGGCCAAAGCAAACCCCCAGAGGGAAGUCCCUCUUGUCCAGAAAACCGGGACCCGUCCCUAG